Messenger RNA from Anopheles gambiae (African malaria mosquito), 1994 nucleotides. Its product is annotated as membrane-bound alkaline phosphatase-like. Gene Ontology annotation, biological process: dephosphorylation. The record is from RefSeq and is a predicted model, not a curated record. The transcript has 3 exons. Gene Ontology annotation, molecular function: alkaline phosphatase activity. Bases 82 to 1665 code for a protein of 527 amino acids. NCBI's taxonomy places the organism in Eukaryota, Metazoa, Arthropoda, Insecta, Diptera, Culicidae.
CUAAAAUUGCCUGGACCACCAGUCGACUGCUGGCCGUCGAGUAUAGUGCCGGAGUAGUGCCGGAAUCAUAGCCGCCCCAAAAUGCGUACAGCAGUGCGAAGUCUUUGCGUUAUUCUAUUGUUUCAUUUCGUAGCGUCAGCAUCGCUGAACGAUGAUUAUGACAGUGAUAAACGAUAUCACCCAAGGCUGCCGGACGAAGCGGAACCGAUCAAGGCGGCAAGAAACGUCGAACAGGAGCAAACCAUCGAGUACUGGCGCAAUCAGGCAAAGGCAACCGUGGAGAAGCAUGUAAAGCGAAAGGAAAACACCAACAUCGCCAAGAACGUCAUCAUGUUUUUGGGCGAUGGAAUGUCGAUCGCCACUGUUGCGCUGGCCCGAAUCCAUGCGGGCGGUGAGGAGAAGCCACUGUACUUCGAGGAGUUCCCGUACGUUGGCAUGGCGAAGACGUACUGCGUAGACUACCAGGUACCGGACUCGGCCUGUACGGCUACCGCCUAUCUGACCGGUGUGAAGGGCAAUAUGGAUACGAUUGGCGUGAAUGCGCACGUGCAGGUCGCUGACUGUGUGGCUGGCUUGAAUCGAUCCACGCACACAUCCUCGAUCGGCCAGUGGGCCAUUGACGCUGGAAAGGACGCGGGCAUAGUGACGACGGCACGUGUUACACACGCAUCACCGGCCGGUAUGUAUGCGCAUACGGCGUUCCGCGAUUGGGAGAAUGACAAGUACGUAAAGGAUGAUGGAUGUGAUCCGGCCCUCGUGGACGACAUUGCGGAGCAGCUGGUGUACGGUGAGACGGCACCGAAAUUGAGAGUGAUUCUGGGCGGUGGGCGUCGCGAGUUUAUGGAUCAGAAUCUGGACCAAGAUUACGAGACGGGCAAGGGAGGAUAUCGCUCGGACGGUAGGAACUUGAUCAAUGAGUGGCUUCGGAAUGGACCUGUUGGAGAGAACCGUACGUUCGUUUGGAAACGGUCGGAUCUGAUGGCGGUGGAUCCGCACCGAACGGAUCGAUUGCUUGGCAUGUUCGAGCCCGGACAUUGUGCCUACAACUUGGACAAGGUGGAGAAACAAUUGGACGAAGAACCAACGCUCGCGGAGAUGGUGGAUAAGGCGACGGACAUUCUUAGCACAAAUCCAGAUGGGUUCUUCCUGUUUGUGGAGGGAGGUCGCAUCGAUCACGCUCACCACGACAAUCGUGCAAAGUAUGCGCUGGAUGAAACGGUGGAGUUUGCGAAAGCGAUCGAGCUGGCGCGGAAGAAGUUCAGCGAAGAAGAUACACUGAUUGUGGUAACAUCGGACCAUUCGCACAGUGUCAGCUUUGCAGGAUAUGCGAGCCGCGGUAAGGACGUCUACAGUACGGCCGGCACGGGCAAAGAUGGUCUCCCUUACAUGACGAUCAGCUACGCCAAUGGACCGGGCUACAAGAAGCAUGUGGAUACCGAUGCCGGUGUUAGGCUGGAUGUUCGGCAGAUGGACACUUCCAAGUCGAACUUUGUCUUCCCGGCCAUGCUGCCGAAGGACUCGGAGACGCACGGUGGCGAAGAUGUGGCCGUGUACGCGUCCGGUCCGUGGUCUCAUCUGUUCACGGGAUCUUACGAGCAGAACGUUCUACCGCACAUGAUGGCGUACGCAUCGUGCAUCGGUCGUGGCAUGAAGGCAUGCGAUUGAGCGGCAGAGUGUGUUGAGUUGUGAAAUGUAUAUAGUUUACUUGCUACAGCUAAUGUUCGAAUAGUUUCGCCAGGAAACAAUGCAAGAAAUACUCUUAAUGUAAUGAGUAUUAUUAUCGUUUGCUACACGUGCGAAGGCUUCGUUUGCGGAAGCGUUGCAACCCAGCAGCACGUGUUGAAGUGUUCCACGCGGUCGCUUUAUUCUUCCGACCCAGUACAAUGGUGAUUGUUGGUGUAGAAAUAUCACCAGAAAAGCAAGAAGUAGAAUAAUCUAUACCCAAAUUUUUAUCAUCCCAUGUUACAAGCAAUAAAAAUCAAAAUGUUUAUCAA